Molecule: messenger RNA, 1243 nt
Organism: Lucilia sericata (common green bottle fly)
Lineage: Eukaryota; Metazoa; Arthropoda; Insecta; Diptera; Calliphoridae
Product: RIB43A-like with coiled-coils protein 2
Exons: 2
Coding region: 95-1243 (382 amino acids)
Source: RefSeq, a predicted model, not a curated record
UAUAACAAAUACAAAUUUUAUAUUUUUAUUGCUAAUUAUUUUUUGAACUUUUUAAAGCUGAUCUGUUGGUUUGUAAGUGCAGUUUAAUUGUAUAAUGGCUAUGAAUAUGGGUAUUAUGACUCAGGCCGAUUUAAAUGAGGCUGUCAAAUUGAAGAAACGUAAACAAUAUGAAGAGGAACGUAAGAAAAGGAUUUUCAAUGCCAAACAACGUUUAUAUGGGCUCGAUUUAGAUACAUUAGAACGACAAAUAGCCGAUAAAUCAAAAUUACAACAACUAGAAGCCGAAUAUGAACGACGUUAUGAACAACAGGCCGAAAUGAUACAAAAAGUGGUGCACAAUAAAGAAUUGGAAUUAGAGAAACGUAAACGUGACGUAGAGAGUGAUAUCAAUUAUUAUCGUUGCCGUUUUCAGCGUAAAGAUCAACGACGUGAAUAUGAUCUAAAUGAUCCGGAUUCUAUUAAAAAAUCUCAACCUGUACGUAUAGCCGAUGAUGAUUUUAGUUUGGGCAUAUCAUCGGCUCAAAUUUUCAAUGGUGAGGAUUUGGGACAACGAGAACGUCAACAAAAACAAAGAGAACAACAAAGAGCCUGGUUAGAUCAACAGAUAUUGGAAAGAAAAAGAGCCGAAGAAUCCCGCCAGCAGGCAGAAAAGGCACUACAAGAGUCCAUAGCUUCACGGGAUAAACGUUUAGAGGAUAUGGCCAAUUCUGAGCGUAAAAUACGUCAUCAAAUAGUAGACUCUAUAAGGCAAUAUAAUUGUCAAAUGGCCCAACAAAAGAAACAAGAAACUCUACGCAAAAAGCAAGAGAAAAAUGAAGAUGAUAUGGCAGAAAUCUAUAAUAUGUUAACAAGUGAUAUCUUAACCGAAAAUCCCGAUGUAGCACAAUCGAAAACAAAUCCUAAUAAGAAAAUUGCCUUUAUGUAUCGUGGCAUGACUGCUGAGGAAUUGCAAGCAUUUCGUAAAGAUCAGCAGCAACAAAUGUUGGAUAAAAAGAAAGAGAAAACGGAAGAGCAAAUAAUGGAAAAACAAUGGGAACAGUAUGCUUUAAAUAUGGAUCGUGAAUUGAGAUUAAAAGAUUUGGAAAUGAAUCGCAAGAAACAAAGGGAAUUUGAAAAAAUAUUGGAUAUUAAUGAUAAAUUGGCUAAAGAGCAGAAACAGCAAAAGGAUUUAAACAAUAGGGUGCUGAAUCGUAAUGAAGUUUCAAAAGAAUUCUAUGAACAAUUUAAUAAGACCUCACGUUAA